CGGAGUAGACUUAAAAGAUAUAAACAUGAGUCCACAAGACCAAUCAGAGAUCUCCUAAGGUUCGCAUUACACUUUACCGACUUUCUCGCAUAUUUUCUCUCUUCCCAAACAGAAGAAAAGAAAAUUUCUCUCUCAGGGAUUUUGGUUUCCUAAGAGUUUGGUAUAAACUGAGCUUAAAUUGUGAAACGUUUGUAGAUCUUUUGGAGGUGAAAGAUUGGUAUGCGUGUGUGAGUUGGGGUUAGGGCUUUGUUUUUCUGAGUUUUGGUUGGAUUGGGAGUGAAAAUUGUGGUUUUUCGGUGUGCUGCAGAUCUGGCUAUUUAGGGUUGCUGGCAAGUUGUUGUAAAUGCAGAGGCCGACUAGGUUUAUGGAGAGAACCAGCUCUAUGCGAGGUAAAAGGAGCUUGGAAGGGGGAGAGGAUGAGCAGCAGCCUGAGCGAAAGCGACCAGCUCUUGCUAGUGUGAUCGUUGAAGCUCUCAAAGUUGAUAGUCUGCAGAAGAUCUGUUCGUCUUUGGAACCUAUUCUUCGCAGAGUUGUCAGUGAGGAAGUUGAACGUGCAUUGGCAAAGCUAGGACCUGCAAAACUUAAUGGAAGUUUCAGGUCUUCACCAAAACAAAUUGAAGGUCCAGAUGGAAGAAACUUGCAGUUGCUCUUCAGGUCGAGGUUGUCUCUUCCCCUUUUCACUGGAGGCAAAGUAGAAGGGGAGCAGGGUGCUGCAAUUCACAUUGUUUUGGUUGAUGCAAACACUGGACAUGUUCUAACUUUUGGACCUGAAGCUUCUGUGAAGCUUGACGUUGUUGUGCUUGAAGGUGAUUUUAACAAUGACGAAGAUGAAGGCUGGACACAAGAAGAAUUUGAAAGUCAUGUGGUGAAAGAACGUGAAGGAAAGAGACCUCUUUUGACUGGAGAGCUUCAAGUGACCCUCAAGGAGGGGGUAGGAACUCUAGGGGAUAUCACGUUUACAGACAACUCAAGUUGGAUAAGAAGCAGGAAAUUCAGGCUUGGAUUGAAGGUUGCAUCGGGUUUUUGUGAGGGUGUACGCAUACGUGAAGCAAAGACAGAAGCUUUUACUGUUAAAGAUCACAGAGGGGAAUUGUACAAGAAACACUAUCCACCAGCAUUGAAUGAUGAGGUAUGGAGAUUAGAGAAGAUUGGCAAGGAUGGUUCAUUCCACAAGAGGCUGAAUAAUGCAGGAAUAGUCACAGUGGAAGAUUUUCUUCGGCUUGUGGUCCGAGACUUGCAAAAGUUACGAACAAUCCUUGGAAGUGGUAUGUCAAAUAAGAUGUGGGAUGCUCUACUAGAACAUGCAAAGACGUGUGCUCUCAGUGGGAAGCUUUAUGUUUAUUAUCCUGAAGACACAAGAAAUGUUGGAGUUGUUUUUAACAAUAUUUAUGAGCUUAGUGGCCUUAUUGCUGGGGAGCAAUAUUAUUCUGCUGAUUCUCUUUCUGACAGUCAAAAGAUUUAUGUAGAUACUCUUGUGAAGAAAGCAUAUGACAAUUGGAAUCAAGUUAUUGAGUAUGAUGGAAAGUCACUUUUGAGCUUCAAGCAAAAUAGAAGGUCGAGUGCAUCCAGAACCGAACUUCAGAUGCCCCCAGUUGACUAUAACACUUCAGAUCAUGAGCUGCAACUAGCUCACCUACCAGUUCCUCCUGAGCAGCCAUCUCUGAAUUCGAGCCUUCCAAUCAGUGGUCAUCAUGAUGAUAUGUCGACAAGAUAUUCCAGCCAGACACAGAUGGUAAAUUCAGAUUCUCGCAAUCAGUUUGACAGUACAUCAUUUAUGUCGCAUGACCAGUUGAUUAGCAAUUCUCAUGAAGCCCGAAGCACAAGAAGUGAUAAUAGUGCUGUUGGUCUGGCUCUUGGUCCUCCACAAUCAUCCACAUCUGGGUUUCAGACAAUAAGCACCUCUAAUCAGCCAUCUACUCUAACUCCUUUGGAUGACUGGUCACAUUCACAAAACAGGGACAAGGGAGUUGAUGAUUUCUUUUCAGAGGAAGAGAUUCGCUUGAGGAGUCAUGAGAUGCUUGAGAAUGAUGAUAUGCAGCACUUGCUCCGACUCUUCAGCAUGGGGAACCAUGCCUCCUUUAAUAUGCCUGAGGAUGGCUAUGCAUUCCCACCAUACAUAUCAUCACCAAUGCCAAACUUUGAUGAAGAUCGUGGCCGUCCUGGCAAAGCUGUCGUGGGUUGGCUGAAAAUCAAGGCGGCAAUGAGGUGGGGAUUCUUUAUCAGAAAGAAAGCAGCAGAGAGGAGGGCACAAAUUGUUGAGUUAGAUGAUGAAUAGAAGCCUCUUUAUCAGUGCUAUGAGUGCUGGCCGCAACUUGAGGCGUUGGAACUGCUUGAUUUCAAAAUGUCUUGACGUCCACUAAUGUUAAUGAAAAGUCUUUUAGGCAGCAUGGAAUCUCAUCUUGUACAGUUGCCUGUAGAGUAAGUUCUUUCAGUAUAUCCAUUUUACUUAAGAUUUUUCUUUGUUAUUACUUUUCUGUCCAUUUGUGAAUGAUAUAUGAUUUGGGGUUUUAAGGGGUGAAUGCUUUUAAGUCUAUGGCCCCUUGUGUUGUGUAAUAGGUCAAGAAACAUUUCUAAUAUAAUAUUGACUUCGAUUUGUUGUUUUUCCUUUUCCUUUAUUGCACGAGGAUGCUGGUAUAUCUUGCAUAUCUUGUGUUAGUUAUUUUAUAAGUUCGAAUGGACUUGGAAUAUACUAUAAUGAUCUAUGCAGUUGUUUUGCUCUCGAUAUUCCCAAGUUCCUAUUUGCCUUUAUAGCUCAGAGGCACUGAUUUGCAAGGGCCUUCCUAGUUUAGGAUGUUUCAAAACGAAUAUUUUGUAACAUGUCAUAUUGAUCACCAUUAAAUGUCUGUGUCUCAUAAGAACAUUCAGCAUUAUCUUUUCGAACAAUGAAUUUAAAUUUUUAUGUACUGCAUUUACCACUUCAUUUCUGUAUUGUGGUAGAUCUUAGCUCAAAUUUGUUUUACCAAGUUUGAGGUUUGGAAAUCAGACCCAAAUUUAUCAUGAAUCUGAAGAUCUAGUAGAUUAUUCAGAAGUUUGCAUCUAAUUGGGUUUUAUAAUGGGGCCAAAAUUUUCUAGGCUUGGGAUCGGUCUGGUUGGAAAGCUUUAGGGACCUCGGUCAAUCACCAAAACAGCCGAAGUUGCAUCUCACACUUUAUUAGCAUAAAUAUGAUAAGAAAAAGUCUAACCGGGAACAAAAGGAGAAAACAAGGUUUGCUUUGUGAGUUGAAGUUUAUGUUUUUUGCUACCUUAGUCAAUUAAAAUUUAAAUUUAAACAAAAUUAAAAAAAUUUACAAAUGUUCCUAUUGGAACAAAUGAUUAAGUGUGUUGCUCGCUGCUCGGGAUGGAAGCUAUGGUAUUUGGGUGAUUGGGUAAAGAUUAAUCAGGAUGCCAACUUGAAUAGACAGAGCAUAGACAUAAAGACGUUCCAAAAAUAUAUAUGUAUAUGUAUAUCUAAAAAGUGAAUUUUUAAAUUUUUUUUUUAUUAUUAUAUUUUUGGGUUUGCUGAAUACGUAUAGAGUGAUGAUUACCGUGUAAAAACGUUACUUAAAAAAAAAAAAAUUAAUAAAAUAAAAUAACCGACUAACUAAAGCAAAUGUGGAAUGUCGUCAUUUUUAAUGGUAAUGUCGGUGAAAUCUAGAAAAGUCUUUGCCCGUAUGUGCCUUUUCAAUUGUCUUCACAAACAUACAAAGCUUCGGUUUGAAUUGAGACUCUUGGUUUUCACAAUUUUCCUUAUUAGGUUGUAAGUGUCAUCAGCAACCUCAGAUUCAGGCACAGAAACUGGAAAAAAGAGAUAAAACUCAUCAGCAGAGGCGUAAACUUGUAGCCAAGCUAAUAGCCUAAUACUACAAAUCUUAAACUCUUUGAUGAUAGUGCUCUACUCUGGCAUUGAAGUUGUAUUUUAUCAUUCCGUGCCUACACAUACAUGGAGUAAUCUAAUUCGAGCUCUAUGACAUUUUUGAAUAAUGCAAUAUUGGCAUGCCUUUCUAUAUCAUGGUCAAACAAUUAAUUUACAUUAUUAAUCUGGUAAGAUUGUUUAAACUGGUUAUAAAUAAAUUUAGAUAACAUCUGAACCGGUUUUAGGAAUUCAAUUCAAAAUUUGUCAUGACAUUUGCUUCCUCAACCUAGUCUUUUAGAUUGUUCAUAUGGACAGCCAUCAACUAGAUCAAGCAGUAGUAGCUUAGCCUUGGCGGAUAUGGUGGUGACACAACUUUUGAUGCUUAUCCCUGAUAUUACGCAGUGAUUUUUAAUUUGGAAAUAACUCACUGAUAAAAUCGUCAUCCAAAUAUAUCUAUCAAAAGUUCAAGGACAGAGACACACAAAAAAAAAAAAAUAAAAAAAAAAAAAUGGUGAAUUAUAAUAGAUCAUGAAAAGCAGAACACAUCCAUUUGAUGAGUCUAUCACAGCUAGCAAAGUACGUGGCUGAUGUACAUAAAAUAGAGGGUUAUUAAACCUCUGGGGGCAAUUCAGAUUCAGAAACCCCUAUAUAUAGACACACUGAAUGUAGAGAUUGAAUUUGGGGGACUAGGGGCAUUUUCAUUUUCCCAUUUCCAUAUCAAGGAUUAAGAAAUGGAAUCCCUAGGACCCUCAAGGAGCUCCCACCACAAGUCCAAAUUAAACCCUAAAAACCUCUCGAGGUAUUCUAAAAUACCUCUUCAACAAGAUUUCUAUUUUUUACAUAUAAGAUAUUCAUCUGAUGGUAUGAUUUGAUACCCAAGAGACUGUCUGUGGUAUGAUUGCUGCAUGGUAGCCUUGGGCAGUCACUCUCAAAGACCGAGAUGGAGCCUAUGUCAUUUAUGGGAUAUAAUACCCAGUUACAUGUAAUUGAGUGCUAAGCCUAAGAUAAGCUGGGCUGCAACACGAACCAGUAGGUAAAUUAAUAUAUGUUUAUUUAUAUAAGUGUAAUAAGAUAUGAAAGUGAGCCUGAGAUCUCUUUCUCUUGAUUAA
Messenger RNA from Ziziphus jujuba (common jujube), 4941 nucleotides. Its product is annotated as calmodulin-binding protein 60 B. Gene Ontology annotation, cellular component: nucleus. The coding region runs from base 344 to 2275 and encodes 643 amino acids. The record is from RefSeq and is a predicted model, not a curated record. The transcript has 10 exons. Lineage: Eukaryota; Viridiplantae; Streptophyta; Magnoliopsida; Rosales; Rhamnaceae. Gene Ontology annotation, biological process: regulation of salicylic acid biosynthetic process. Gene Ontology annotation, molecular function: calmodulin binding; sequence-specific DNA binding; DNA-binding transcription factor activity.